This is a messenger RNA of Linum trigynum, 1645 nucleotides long. The record is from the annotation of a GenBank genome assembly. NCBI's taxonomy places the organism in Eukaryota, Viridiplantae, Streptophyta, Magnoliopsida, Malpighiales, Linaceae.
AUCCUGGUCAAUGGUCGUUGGUGUUAUGGGCCAGUGAAAUAUUGGGCUGAAUAAAACAAGUCCAUCAUGUACCCAUUGGGCCGAAUUAAAAAAAAAAGCCUCAAACGAACCGGGUAGAGAAGCUCCAUUUCGGGUUUCAUUGUUUCGCUCGGAGUCGAAUCAAAUUGUCCAUUCCCAGAAGUUAAUCGUUCUCCUGAGACGCGAAGCAACAAUGGCGGUUUCCACUAUCUCCAUCCCCACAGUAAUUCACCAGCUAUUCCUCUCCUGCGCCUUCCCUUCUUCUUCAUUCUCAUUUCCCGCCUCCGCAGCCACAGUAUCCAUCUCGAAGCCUCACAGCGCACCGUCUCCCGCCAUUUCCCGAGCUUCCUCUUCGCCAUCCUCCUCGUCUUCGUCGUCUCGAAGCAAGAGCAAGACGUCGACGGCGAAGAAGAAGAAGAAAGGCAAGAGCGGAGGUGGCGGGCAUGACGACUGGAAGGAUUUGGGCUUGAGCGAGGUUGAAGUCGUUAAACCUCGCGGCGGAGGCCGGGAUUAUGACGAUGGCGAUGAUUUUGAUGAUUACGACGAAGGUGCCUCGACUUCCAAUUCGAGGUAUAAUGCUUCACCGACUACUCCAUUGCCGAAUCCUCCCGCUGGCUUUUUCGUAUCUGAGUCCGGCAAUGUUUCCAUGACUUCCGGCAACCGGAUUGCCACCAUUGUUGAUGCUACGAAUAAUAAUCCAUUAGAGUGUGUUAUAAGGAGGGUGUUUAGAAGUUCAAGAGGGGAUGAAUGCAUGCUCCUAUGCCCGGUUGAUACGCCAGUUCAGAUUUUGAAGAGCACGAAUAUUGAGGGGUGGUCUGCGGUCAGUGAUGAUGAAGUGGAGGCUAUACUUCCUGCUGCAGCAUAUGCUUUGGCAAAGAUCCACAUGCAUCUAGUCCAUAGCGGAUUCUGUUACACGGCAAGGGGAGGAUUUUGCUACUCGGAAGAUGACAUAUUUGAUUUCCGCACAGAUGACGGAGAAACUGUCGAUGGCUUACCAACAGAGGGUGUUGAAAUCACAUACUUCCAUCUGGAUGUUGCACAUUACAUGAUAUAUACUCCAUCAGAUCCACUUCUUUUUGUCGCCAUUAAGGAUCAAGAUGGAGUGCUGCAAAUAGCUGAUGAUGAUCUUUUGGAGGACCCAGCUAUCGUAAGCGCGAUUGAUGAGGAGACUGAAUUUAAUGCGCUGGUGGAGGAAGAAGCUGCUCUUAUGGAAUCUUUGAUGGGCAAAAGUUUAUUACAAAAGUUGCAAACACCAUCAACAUGUAAGCAUGCUACUCUUUUACUGAAUUCUCGUCCCGAGUAAUUGCGUGAAUGCGGCCUGCUUCAAACUUGAAACUGUCUUGGUGGGGUUUCUUAAGGGUAGUGAUGAAUGAUGAUAGACCAAGACAGUAAGAAUCACAGAAAGCCUAAAUUGCAUCAAUCAUUUCCUUCAUCUAUUGUAAAUGAUAAAGCUUCUUAGCCUGUAAUAUUUGACUGAUUUGUCCUGACCAAUCAGGUCUACAAAGAAUAUGAAGUAUUUGCAAUAUACUAAUUUUCCUUGAUUGCAUCAAGCUAACAAUAAUAACUCUAUCACUAGUACCUAAAGCAUAAGCAAUGUAUAUUAAACCAAUAAGGGGGAAAAAUCAUC